CUACCUGCUUGCGCGUGUGAAGACUGGCUGUGGCUGAGGUUGCCCAGAGACAGCUGCACACAGAGGAGAGAGGACCUGGCGCCGAGGGAAAGAGCUGCCCAUCCAUGUCAGACGCACCAGAGUCCGAUUACACCCGGUGAUCAAGGCUUUCCUCUGUGGCUCCAUCAGCGGGACCUGCUGCACCCUCCUCUUCCAGCCCCUGGAUCUCAUCAAAACACGCCUGCAGGCUCUCCAGCCCUCAGACCAUGGGUCCAGGCGCGUGGGGAUGGUGGCCGUUCUCCUGAGGGUGGUGCGCACCGAGAGUCUGCUGGGCCUCUGGAAAGGGAUGUCUCCGUCCAUUGUGAGGUGUGUCCCUGGCGUUGGGAUCUACUUUGGCACUCUGCACUCUUUGAAGCAGCAUUUCUUGCGCGGCCGUCCUCCCACUGCCCUGGAGUCGCUCAUGCUGGGCGUGGGCUCUCGCUCGGUCGCAGGAGUGUGCACGUCACCUCUCACGGUGGUCAAGACGCGCUUUGAGCCUGUGGCGGUCACUGGGCCCGUGCUCCCUUUGCAGAGCGGGAGGUAUGGCUACGAGAGCAUCUGCACGGCCCUGAGGAGCAUCUACCACAACGAGGGCCACCGAGGCCUCUUCAGUGGCCUGACAGCAACUCUCCUUCGUGACGCGCCCUUUUCAGGGAUCUACCUGAUGUUUUACAGCCAGACCAAAGGCAUCGUGCUCCAUGGUACAGACCAGCUGGAUGCAGCCUUUGUUCCUGCCGUGAAUUUCAGCUGCGGGAUAUUUGCCGGCAUCCUGGCCUCGCUGGUGACUCAGCCCGCAGACGUUAUUAAAACGCACAUGCAGCUCUCCCCAGGGAGGUUUCAGUGGAUCGGUCAGGCAGUGGCAUUCAUUUUCAAGGACCAUGGGCUGCGUGGCUUCUUUCAAGGCAGUGUUCCCCGGGCGCUGCGCAGAACUCUGAUGGCAGCCAUGGCAUGGACCGUCUAUGAAGAGAUGAUGGCCAAGAUGGGCCUGAAGUGCUGACACGGGAGGCUGGGAAAGGGACGAGCUGUCGUCUUGCCCGGUUCCUGCCACGGCUGCUGCACCUCGCCAGCCCGCAGAGCCAGGCAGAGACAGGAGCAGCGCUGGCUAGAGCCGCCAUCUCCCAGCGGUAGAGGCCCAGCUCCGCACACCAGCCAGUACAGCCUGGGGAGCUGGGAGAGGCCGGCUGUCCCCACCUGCAGGGCAUUUCCAGAGAGGCCUGUGCCAGGCAGCCCUGCCUUGCCUUCCACCUACCCCACAGAGGCUCCUUGGGUACGCUCGUGGGCAGAUUCUCGUGUGGGGGAAGCCGUGGGCCGUGUCUGAGGAGCUGCAGGGAGGGAGGGAGGGCUGGAUGGAAGGAGCGCUGUCAACCACGGCUGAGGUGAAGUCAGAAGGAAGGACAGAUACCAGUGUUAAUUGGAUCCCAGUGCACAUGCCAGAGGCUCUGGGGAAUGGAGACAGGGUCUUCCUAGUCUCUAAAUGUCCAUAGCAAAACUUUUGGUCUGGGCCCCUGUACUGUUCUAACUGUAGGCUGUUCUGGCAUCUUCCAUAUUAAAGUUGAGAUGAUUCAAGUGAA
Messenger RNA from Jaculus jaculus (lesser Egyptian jerboa), 1589 nucleotides. It is a transcript of the gene Slc25a38, whose product is annotated as solute carrier family 25 member 38. The coding region runs from base 266 to 1015 and encodes 249 amino acids. Gene Ontology annotation, cellular component: mitochondrial inner membrane; mitochondrion. Lineage: Eukaryota; Metazoa; Chordata; Mammalia; Rodentia; Dipodidae. Gene Ontology annotation, molecular function: glycine transmembrane transporter activity. The transcript is spliced from 7 exons. Gene Ontology annotation, biological process: glycine import into mitochondrion. The record is from RefSeq and is a predicted model, not a curated record.